CCAGGAGACGGAAUCGGAGCAGCAUGUCGGCGCCUGGACUGUCAGUAGAGGAGAUGUUGGAGAGGCUGAGGAGGGAAGCGGAGGUGCGGGGGCCUGGCUGGCUGCAGGAGCAGGUUGGUGCCUGCAUAGUUUCACCUGCUCCUGUGGCUUCCCCUAAUGUUCGGGCUGCCCGGCCGCGGCGUGGUAUUCCUCCGGCGCGCCUAAGCCCUGAAGUCACCCCCCGGGCCCGGCGCCGAGUAGGGAGCCCCUCUGUGGACCCUCGGCGGCGGGGAGCGGCCGCUAGGGCUUCUGCGAGCCGCUCCCGCCGUGGGAGGAAUCCCGAUACGCGGCGGGGCCCUGUGAGGAGUGGGACGCCCCUUCCCCCACUCCCUGCGGCCGUGCAGCAGGAUUCGGGACCGGGAACGGUGGACCGGCCCAGUCCCUCCUUUAGCGGGCGGUCCACUCGGCUGUUUGAGGAGGAUCGGGUCCCUCGGACUGCGUUGGUGGAGGACGAAUACCGGCGCAGGUCCAGAGAAGAUUUGAGCAGCGUGGAUGAAGGUCCCCUUGCAGUGGCGGAGGCUCGGUGUCCGGCCAGUGUGGUGCAGAGGGUCGUGCAAGUGGUCCAGGAGGAGCAGCCGUCGACGUCCAGGAGCUAUGAUGGAGCAGUGUCCGUGCGGCAGGAGUCAGGACCUUCGGCAGCGGGAGUCACAGCGCCCGUGGUGCCUGGUCGGAUGGCGGCGGCGUUGGUGUGGAUUUUGGGGCACUCCUAUGUGUUCUGGGGUGCGAUUAGAGCGGAUGUGAGGCCGAGUGGGCGGCAGUUGGGGGUGAGUCCGGAGUUGGCUACGGUCCGGUGGUUAGGCGUCAGAGGUAUGUUGUGGGGCGGAGUGUUGAGGGAGGUGCAUCGUUUCGUUCGUUUAGAUCGUCCUCCUGAUGUGUUGGCGUUGCACGUGGGGGGGAAUGAUUUAGGGAAGCGUCCGUUUAGGGAAUUGGUUCGGGAUGUCAAGUUUGACUUGCUCAGGAUUUGGGCGUUGUUUCCGGGGGUUAUCAUUGUCUGGUCUGAUAUUGUGCCGCGUAAGGUGUGGAGAGGAGCGAGGUCGGUAGAGAGCCUGAAUAAGGCUAGGAUUAAGGUGAACAGAGCGGUGGGCCGUUUUAUGGCGAGGAAUGGUGGUGUGGUGGUGCGGCAUGAGGUAUUGGAGAAGGGUGAGGGUGCGUUUUGGAGGGCAGAUGGGGUGCACCUGAAUGCGGUGGGUACGGAUUUGUGGGCUCUGGGGCUCCAGAGUGGAGUGGAGAUAGCUUUGCGGAUGUGGAGGGACGCGCAGGGUUGAGGUAGUCAAGCUGCGCGUUCUUGGAGGCGGGGGAGGUCCUUGAAGUGGUGAAAUAUGGUGGUACUUGAGGAUGGGAGGGCCCCGCGGGAGGGG
Messenger RNA from Bufo gargarizans (Asiatic toad), 1397 nucleotides. RefSeq lists its product as uncharacterized. The record is from RefSeq and is a predicted model, not a curated record. The transcript has 2 exons. The coding region runs from base 24 to 1304 and encodes 426 amino acids. NCBI's taxonomy places the organism in Eukaryota, Metazoa, Chordata, Amphibia, Anura, Bufonidae.